Salvelinus sp. IW2-2015 is the source of this 4214-nucleotide messenger RNA. RefSeq names its product phosphatidylinositol 5-phosphate 4-kinase type-2 gamma. Gene Ontology annotation, molecular function: 1-phosphatidylinositol-5-phosphate 4-kinase activity; 1-phosphatidylinositol-4-phosphate 5-kinase activity. The record is from RefSeq and is a predicted model, not a curated record. Gene Ontology annotation, biological process: phosphatidylinositol phosphate biosynthetic process. NCBI's taxonomy places the organism in Eukaryota, Metazoa, Chordata, Actinopteri, Salmoniformes, Salmonidae. Gene Ontology annotation, cellular component: plasma membrane.
GUUGCGCACCUGUCAACUGGACACUGGGUAGGUGAUGCAAGAUGAUGGCGAGUGUCUUUAAUGUGAUCUGAGUUUGUUUUUCGGCGACUAUUAGGGCAACAGAGUCACUUAAAGAAGGCAAAAAUAAAUAAUUAAACCAGGGAGUCAUUGAAGGAGUUUGUCGUGGCAGCGUCACAAACUUGGGACCGAAUAACAACAUCAAACCAAAGCGCGCAAUGGCUUCUCCGGGUGCCACUUCGAGUCCUUUGAGUAUCCUGGCUCCCAAAACGAAGACAAAGAAGAAACAUUUUGUACAGCAGAAAGUGGAGGUGUUCCGAGCCAGUGACCCUGUUCUAAGCGUCAUUAUGUGGGGAGUCAAUCACUCGAUUAAUGACCUGGUCCAGGUGCCUGUCCCCGUCAUGCUGCUUCCUGAUGACUUCAAAGCCAAUACCAAGAUCAAAGUCAACAACCAUCUCUUCAACAAAGAGAAUCUUCCAGGACAUUUCAAGUUCAAAGAGUAUUGUCCACAGGUGUUCCGCAAUCUCCGAGAGCGCUUUGGAAUCGAGGAUCUGGAUUAUCAGGCUUCUCUGGCACGCAGCCCUCCAGUGAAGGACGGGGAUGGUCACGGAGUGGGGCUGCUGCUGACAUCAUAUGAUCGCACCCUGAAACUCAAACAGAUCUCCAGUGAGGAAGUGGAGGACAUGCACAACAUCCUGUCUGAAUAUCACCAGCACAUAGUGACGUGUCACGGCAGCACACUGCUCCCUCAGUUUCUGGCCAUGUACCGGGUGACUGUGGAGAGUGAGGACACCUACCUCAUCGUUAUGAGGAACAUGUUCAGCCACAGGCUCAACGUUCACAGGAAGUACGACCUUAAGGGGUCUCUGGUGUCCCGUGAAGCGAGUUUAAAGGAAAAGGAGAAAGAGUUGCCCACGUACAAAGAUGUGGACUUCAGGAAUAACAUGCAGAAGGUUUAUGUGAGUGAGGAGGAGAAGGAGAGGAUCAUGGACAAGCUCAACAGAGACGUGGAGUUUCUGGUGCAUCUGAGGAUCAUGGACUACAGCCUGCUGCUGGGGAUCCACGAUGUGGGCCGGGAGGAGGAGGAGAUGGAGGAGGAGUCGAAUGAUGAUUAUGAUGCGGAGGACGAGGAGGAGGAGGAGAACAGCCUGACUCCUGCUCCUGCUGUGGGCUCCUAUGGCACCUCCCCUGAGGGCAUCGCUGGCUACAUGAACUCCUUUAAACCCCUGGGGCCCGGGGAGUUUGACCCUUAUGUAGACGUCUACGCCAUUCAGAGUGCUGUGGGUGCACCCCAGAGGGAGGUGUACUUCAUGGGUCUGAUUGACGUCCUGACUCACUAUGACACCAAGAAGAAAGCCGCUCAUGCUGCCAAGACCGUCAAACACGGGUCUGGAGCAGAAAUCUCCACCGUUCACCCUGAGCAGUACGCCAAGAGGUUCCGUGAGUUCAUUGCUAAGAUCUUUGCCUAGCUUACCAGAAAACAGCUACAUCUACAGUACCAUGGCCGACUCAAUACGAAAAAACUCCCCAUUUAGUACCUUGUUGUUACAAUUCAUUAUCCAACAGAUACUGUAUUUGAUUCUAAUAUUUAACUACACUGCUUUUUGAUUUCAUGAAUCAAUUCAAGUAGAUGAUUUUGUAUAUAUAUAACUACAGAGCAAAUAUACCGUAUAUUAACUAAGAAAUAUACCGUUUUUUAAAAGCUAUUUAUUUAAUUGAAGUUAAAAAAGUACUAGCUUUGCCACCUGUGGAACACGAGAGAAACAACAUCGUCACAUGCCUCGAGUUCUGGUUGACUGGAAUUUUGGAGACCUGGCAGAGUUCUAUUCGCUGUGGAAGUCUGACAACAGAGUGCGUUUGAAUGGCUUCUGUGACGAUGGGAAGAGAGAGAGCAUUGUCUUUGUGGCAUGCUCUUCUAGCUGAUUCUCUGACUGGAUGGAGGCACAAAAGGACAAAGUGACCGUAGCGAUGGCUAUUAAUUUAUGGACACACAUACUGAACUGGUAUUUUAGAAAGACUGAUCGAUGUCAUUGUUUGCCUAGAUUUCCUUAAAUCAAAACAAGGUGGAGAAAUGCUUUUAAUUCUUUUGAAAUCACUGAUGUAUCUUAAUAUAUUGGGAGUGGCUCCUAAUCCGUGAGCGGAUCUUUUAUUUCUGAGGCUCCGUAUCCGUGAGUGCGCAAAUUCUCGCAGUAUGUCUCAUUCAUUUUCUCAUGCUGAACCCAGAUUAGAUACAUGGCUAGUUAAAUCAGAAUUAAAUGGCAAAAAGAUGAUAUUCGCAAUGUCACUAAGAAAAAAACAACCACUACAAUGUCAAUGAUUUUUUCAUGAGUUCAGUACCAUUUGCUUGAUUUUGCGGAUCCAUGACUAAGGUUUAUCCUCAUUAGCUAGCUAACAUUAGCAUGCUAGUGUUAGCUAGCAAGCUGUAGGCAAGUCCAUUGGAAACCGAUGCAACCCUGGUGGCUAUGUGGCUUGUUAGAUGACCGGUAGUGACAGUGAGGUCCAUAUGAGAGUCAAGGCUCUAAUAAGUGCCAUCGUGCACAGAAAAUACUGUUUGAUGAACUAGCUAAGUUAGCUAACAAGGUAUACCAGUUAUCAUGUUAACUAGUUUUGCAUGCAUGGCAGGACCAGUGUUGUCCAAGAUGGUAGAUCGUCUCUGGUGAUGUGUCAACAUUACAACCACAGUACAACCUAUGGGACGCAAACAUUCCUGCACAUACACAGGUAUCGGAUUACAAUAAGAAAUAUUUCUCAAUAUAUUGCAUAUUUAGUCCACAAUUUCUCUGACAUUUGGCUUGUAGUUCUUGCACAACAAAGAAGUAGAGACCGUUUUCAGGGACCUACCCAAUCAAAACAAACAGUGAAAUUAUGGUUAGGGAGAAAUCAACCAUACGACCGCUACUAGGUGUCAAUGUAUCCCACAGAUCAAAUUGAUUUCAACAGUACUUAAUAGAGUCCACUAACUUGCUGCACUGGUGUAAAAAGUCACUAUUGCACAUGAUUUUCAUAUUGACAUAUCUGGGACAUUUUGGAGAACACUUAUGGAUCUGUUAGACACAUACACACAUCUAUGUAUUUUCUCUGUAAAUGGAUUUGCAUUUCUUGGGUGAGGUGGGGCUAACUAAAUAAGAAAUGACAAUCCAGGACAAAUAGAAAUACAGCCUGCUUUGUGAUAUCAAAUGCCUUCUUACAUUUUAAGAUGGGGUAUGCAACCAAGCACACAUGAAACCAUUCAUGAAGACAAAUGAUUUGAAGUACACCCCUGCUGAGUAUAAACAAUAAAAAUGAUUAUAGAUGUCCCAAAAUAGAUUGAAUGGGCUUGUAAUUCACACAGUUCUGAUGAAAAAUCAAGUGCAUUUGAUGUAAAUAUAGGUAUACAAGGACAUCUAGUGGUCAGCAGGUUUUUCAUCCUCAGUCACUAGCUGUCAUAAUUGUGUAUCCCUCCUUCACAAGCUUGAUGUUUCCUAUGCAACAAAAAAAACAUUGAUGCACUAGCAUGCAAUGACGCAGGUAUUUACAUUGCAACAUGUAUUGUCAUUGACUAAAACAAAAUAUAAUUGUAUGAGAAACCGUAACACUUCAAUUAAUAGCCCGGGCGUUUAUUUUCUUAAAUCACUGAACACAACUGCCUUUUAUUAGAGACAUGCUUCUAUUUGAGCCAGGCAUCUAUUUCCUUAAUGCACACAGUUUUUGCAAAUUUGCAUAGUUAAUUGUUUAAUUCCAGCAUCCACUUCCAGCAUUUUUAUCAAUUUCUUCAUUUCCUGCACUGUGUUAUCGUUUACAAACGGUGUCACGUUUAUUUUGUGUAAGUAUUCCACUAUAAAUACAACUUUUUUUUUAACAAAAAUUUUCUCCACUUUGCUGUGCAUUUUCGGCAGUUAUUACUUUCGCCACUAGAGACGAUUUCUAGCGGUCUGUGUUCCCAAAGUUGUUGACUGUUUUUGUGCUUGCCAGUUAGCUAGCAGUUCUCAGCUGUUAGCAACCAAUGGCUAGCAGUUUCUUUCUGGUGAUAAAAACAGAUGAUUACCAUCAUUUCUUUGAGACAUUACUGAAUUAUUUAACGUAACGAAUCAAAGGUUAAACCUCAAACAAUUCAUGGUAAUCUCAAACAGGCAGUGGUGGAAAAAGUACCCAAUUGUCAAACUUGGGUAAAAGUCAAGAUACAUUUUUAAUAGAAAAUGACUCAGGUGAAAGUCACCCAGUAAAAUAUUACUUGAGUA